GUGGCGGUGGCGGUGGCCUGGGCCGGGGCCGGGGCCGGGACCGAGCCGCCAUGUGGAGCCGGGGCAGGGCGGCGGGGCCGUUGUUCCCACUCGGCCGGUUGCUAAAUUACAAGUCAUGGAGGCGGAGGAGUAGUUUGGCUUGUGAAAAAGCGCUGCGGUAUAAAGUGGGAGAGAAGAUCCAUGGGUUCACUGUAAACCAGGUGACACCUAUUCCUGAGCUCUUCCUGACGGCCGUGAAGCUCAGUCAUGACGGCACGGGAGCUAAGUACUUACAUGUGGCAAGAGAAGACGCAAAUAAUUUAUUCAGUGUACAGUUUCGUACUACCCCAAAGGAUAGUACCGGCGUCCCACAUAUUCUUGAACACACCGUUCUCUGCGGCUCUGAGAAGUAUCCGUGCAGAGAUCCUUUCUUCAACAUGUUGAACAGGUCACUGUCCACUUUUAUGAAUGCGUUCACGGCUAGCGAUUAUACAUUGUAUCCGUUUUCAACCCAAAAUCCGAAGGAUUUUCAGAAUCUUCUGUCCGUGUAUCUGGAUGCAGCCUUCUUUCCGUGUUUGCGGGAGUUGGAUUUCUGGCAAGAAGGUUGGAGACUGGAACAUGAGAAUCCAACUGAUCCUCAAUCACCACUGGUCUUUAAAGGAGUGGUUUUUAAUGAAAUGAAGGGAGCAUUUACCGACAAUGAGAGAAUAUUUUCCCAGUACCUUCAGAACAAACUUCUUCCUGACCACACUUACUCGGUGAUCUCUGGAGGUGAUCCAUUAAACAUCCCCGAUCUUACCUGGGAGCAACUUAAACAGUUUCAUGCCAUUCAUUAUCACCCAAGUAAUGCUAGAUUCUUCACUUAUGGCAAUCUUCGGUUGGAACAACAUCUGAAACAAAUCCAUGAAGAAGCACUGAGUAAAUUUCAAAGAAUUGAACCUAACACUGCAGUGCCAGUUCAGAAGUUGUGGGAUAAACCAAGGGAACAUCAUGUAACAUGCAGUCCAGAUUCAUUUGCUGCAGAUCCCAACAAGCAAACAACCGUCAGUGUCAGUUUCCUCUUGCCAGAUAUUACAGAUACAUUUGAAGCCUUCACACUGAGCCUUUUGUCAUCACUUCUGAUCUGGGGACCCAAUUCUCCUUUUUAUAAAGCCUUAAUUGAAUCCGGACUUGGCACAGACUUUUCUCCAGAUGUCGGGUACAAUGGUUGUACUAGGGAAGCCUACUUCAGUGUGGGCCUUCAGGGAAUAGCUGAAAAAGAUACGGAAGCUAUCAAACACAUCAUUGCCAAGACGAUUGAUGAGGUUAUCGAGAAAGGAUUUGAGGAUGAAAGAAUUGAAGCUCUGCUUCACAAAAUUGAAAUCCAAAUGAAACAUCAGUCUACCAGUUUUGGCCUUGCUCUUACUUCAUAUAUAGCUUCCUGCUGGAACCAUGAAGGAGAUCCCGUGGAGCUUUUGAAAUUAGAAAAUCAAACAGCUCGAUUCAGGCAGUGUCUUAAGGAAAAUCCACGUUUUCUCCAAGAAAAAGUCCAGAAAUAUUUUAAGAACAAUCCUCAUAGGUUGACUUUGUCGAUGAGUCCUGAUGAAACUUACUAUGACAAGCAAACGCAGAUGGAAACGGAUAAACUGAAGCAAAAGGUCGAUUCUCUUUCUGCCCCUGAGAAGGAGUACAUCUUUGAAAAAGGCUUAGAAUUGAGAACUCUACAGAGCAAACCCCAAGAUGCUUCCUGUCUACCAGCGUUGAAAGUAUCAGACAUUGAGCCGACUAUACCCUUCACAGAACUCGAUACGGCACUAGCAGCUGGUGAAGUCCCUAUUCAAUACUGUGCUCAGCCCACCAACGGCAUAGUAUACUUCAGAGCCUUCUCUAGCCUCAACACGCUUCCUGAGGAGCUCAGACCCUACGUGCCGCUUUUCUGCAGCGUCCUUACCAAGUUGGGCUGUGGAGUUUAUGACUACCGAGAACAGGCCCAGCAGAUCGAGCUAAAAACAGGCGGCAUGUCUGUCUCUCCGCAUGUCAUUCCAGAUGAUUCGCAUCUAGAUGUGUAUGAGCAGGGUGUCCUCUUUUCAUCUUUGUGCCUGGACCGAAAUCUACCGGACAUGAUGCAUUUAUGGAGCGAAAUAUUUAACAAUCCACACUUUGAGGAAGAGGAGCACUUCAAAGUAUUGGUUAAAAUGACUGCCCAGGAGCUUUCAAAUGGCAUUCCAGAUUCUGGCCAUAUGUACGCCUCUAUUCGAGCUAGUAGGAAUCUUACUCCUGCGGGAGACUUACAGGAAACCUUUAGUGGAAUGGAUCAGGUGAAACUAAUGAAGCGAAUUGCAGAGAUGUCAGAUAUUAAAUCAGUCCUAAGAAAACUUCCCCGUAUCAAGAAACAUGUACUAAAUGGUGACAAUAUGAGGUGUUCAGUGAAUGCUGCUCCCCAGCAGUUACCCGUGGCAGCAAAAGAAGUAGAAAACUUCUUAAAGAGCCUCGUUAGAAGUAAGAAAGAACGGAAACCUGUCCGCCCCCAUGUGAUUGAGAAAUCUUCAGAGUCCAAGCCGGUAGGAAAUGAAUUACUCAACUGCUCCCAAGUCACAAGAAAAUUAAUUACAGAUCCUACCUUCAAACCGUGUCAGAUGAAGACCCAUUUCCUACUCCCUUUUCCCGUGAAUUAUGUCGGUGAAUGUGUUAGGACCGUUCCUUAUACAGCUCCAGAUUAUGCCAGUCUUCGGAUCCUUGCACGUCUGAUGACAGCCAAAUUUUUGCACACAGAAAUUAGAGAAAAAGGUGGUGCAUAUGGGGGAGGUGCUAAACUCAGCCAUAGUGGAAUAUUCACUUUCUACUCCUACAGGGAUCCAAAUUCCAUAGAAACGCUGGAAUCUUUUGGAAAAGCAGUUGAAUGGGCCAAAUCUGGAAAGUUCACACAGCAGGACAUUGACGAAGCAAAGCUUUCGGUAUUUUCUGCCGUAGAUUCUCCCAUCGCUCCUUCAGACAAAGGGCUGGACCAUUUCUUAUAUGGGCUCUCGGAUGAGAUGAAGCAGGCCCACAGGGAGCAGCUGUUUGCCGUCAGUCGGGAGCAACUCAUCCAAGCAACCAAUACGUACCUUUCAGUUGGACAGAGCACCCGAGGAUUAGCUAUUCUCGGUCCCGAAAAUACAAGUAUUGCUAAAGACCCAUCCUGGGUGAUAAGAUAAUUUUGUUGACCAACAUCUCACUCAAGGUAAAGAACAGUCCAGAAUUCUGACUCUCUCCAAGACACACAGGAUGUUUUGACUAGAAUCACAUCUGUAGGGAAAUUAGUUCUAUGAAAAUGCUGCUAAUAUUUCAUCAGUUUUGAUCAUGCACUUGCUGAUUAGACUUCAACUUGGUAAAGAAGAAUUGUGUAUGAUGGAGUUUCACUCUCUCAAACUGAAAUGGAAGAAAGAAAAACAAGUACUCACCUAGAAGACUUACCAUUUCUUCAGUUCUGCCUGGAUCCAAAGUCCUAAAGUGUUCAAACUUUUUUUUUUUUUUUAAAUACGUGUCACGUACUUUUGGUCCUCAAAGAUCGACAUAUUCGGUCAGUACUUUGUAAAAAGCUUUUCCUUUAAGAAAUAAAACAAUUCCAUCCUGGAUGUUA
Ornithorhynchus anatinus (platypus) is the source of this 3577-nucleotide messenger RNA. It is a transcript of the gene PITRM1, whose product is annotated as pitrilysin metallopeptidase 1. Gene Ontology annotation, cellular component: mitochondrial matrix. Gene Ontology annotation, molecular function: metal ion binding. The transcript has 27 exons. Lineage: Eukaryota; Metazoa; Chordata; Mammalia; Monotremata; Ornithorhynchidae. The record is from RefSeq and is a predicted model, not a curated record. Bases 51 to 3152 code for a protein of 1033 amino acids. Gene Ontology annotation, biological process: protein processing.